Messenger RNA from Caenorhabditis briggsae, 432 nucleotides. The transcript has 4 exons. Bases 1 to 432 code for a protein of 143 amino acids. Lineage: Eukaryota; Metazoa; Nematoda; Chromadorea; Rhabditida; Rhabditidae. Gene Ontology annotation, molecular function: fatty-acyl-CoA binding. The record is from RefSeq and is a predicted model, not a curated record.
AUGGAUUACGAUAGUAAGAAACUCGAGGAAGCUAGAAAGCAAACGAUUCGAUGGGAAACAUGGAAGAGAGAGGAGGUCGAGGCCCGUCAAAGAGGGCUCGAAUUCAAAAUGUACUGGGAGAAACGGCAUAAGGAGGAUCGUGAUGCCUGGAGACUCAAAGAUUUCGCCAAUGCCAUUGAUAAGAUGAGUCGUGCUGGAUAUAAAGGCAAACAUGGAGAUUUCGAGGUUCCUCCGGAGAGACUCGAGGAGCUAAAUGCUCUAUACAUGCAAGCCACUGUUGGAGAUUACGAUGGAAACACUGCUUUGAAGUGCAGUCAAUACUGGAAGAAGCAUAGCGGAAAGACUCAAAUCGAAGCGAUCCGCGAGUACAUCAAACUUACCAAUAAGGUUUUGACCAAGUACGGAUGGAAUCCACCAGAGGGAUGGGUCUAA